AUGCAGGUCUCGGUGACCAACGAGGACGACUGGUACGAUAGCGACAAGUGGGAGAAGUUCGGCAAAUCGAAUGCGAGGGUGAGCGGCACGGAAGGGAGCAAGAGGGGAGAGGGGGAGAAGGAGGUGGAGGUGGAGGCGAGGUCGCAGGGGAGGAGGCGAUCGGGAAGCAACGAAGUGCAGUGGAUGAAGUUAGCAGGGUGUGAUAUCUGCUUGCCCAAGGAUCUAAGGAAGCCAAUAGACGGCGUCAGGUUCGCGGGAAUAGUCCAUUUCAUCGGAGGCGUGUUCGUCGGAGCGGCGCCGAAGCAAGCGUACUCGCUGUUUGUGGAAGAGAUGGUGAGUCAGGAAAGAAUGAUAGUCAUCGCGACGCCAUGCGCGGGGCUGACGGGAAUGGAUCACUACAAGGCCGCCUUCGAGGCAGCAUACAAGUUUGCGGGAGCAGCAAAGGCCCUGCAGGGCGAGCUCGGCAGCGACAUGUUCGAUCCUGCGGAGCUGCCUACUAUCGGGAUGGGGCACUCGUUGGGUUGUAAGGUGCACCUGCUGAUCAACUCGAUCGAGGACACCAAGAAGAUCAUCGGGAGGGUGAGAGCAGCCAACGUACACAUCGCCUUCAACAACUAUGAUGCCAAGAAGAGCAUCCCUAUCCUCUCUGAGCUCAGCAAGCUUCAGAGCGAGAUGUCCAAAGGGCUGGCUGCGGCUGCUCCUGUCCUCGAGUCGAUCUCGGCGUUUGCUAACUCCAUGAAGACCAACAGCCAGCUCAAGGAUGUGUUCGGAAGCGAGAGUGCAAGCAAAGUUUUCUCCUUCAUCGAGAUGUUGUCGGAGACGGGAAAGAAUUACGCAGCGAACAACCAAGAACCCCUAGAUGAGUUCAGUCCCUCACCAGAAGACACCAUGAGGCUGCUGAAGGACGAGUACAGCGUUUCUCGCAACCUUGCCGUGAAAUUCCUCAGCGACGACAUUGACCAGAGCAUCCUGUUGUGCGAGGCCUUGAGAGACAAGUUCACCUCUCCCACGACCGGCAUCGGGGGGAGGCUGGACCUGAAGAGACUGCCAGGCACGCACAUCACGCCCAACACGCCUUCCUUGGAGAAUCUCUACAACGGGAGCGCUGAGCCCAUGGACGAGGCGCUGAAAGACCUCGAGACCAUGUCGCGGGCAAAGGCGCUGGAGCUGACUGAGCAGGUUCAGGUACUGGCAGAGACGAUCGUCAAAUUUGCACAGGAAGAGUUUACAAGAGACAGGAUGAUGCCACAGGCAAGGAACCGCAUCGAGAGCAGCUCGACCUGA
Guillardia theta CCMP2712 is the source of this 1284-nucleotide messenger RNA. RefSeq lists its product as hypothetical. NCBI's taxonomy places the organism in Eukaryota, Cryptophyceae, Pyrenomonadales, Geminigeraceae. The coding region runs from base 1 to 1284 and encodes 427 amino acids. The transcript has 2 exons. The record is from RefSeq and is a predicted model, not a curated record.